AUGGGUAUAUGUAAAUCUACUCAUAUUUAAAACCAAGAGGAUUUGAAAAUUUUAUAAGCUCCUAUACUUUAUGUUAAGAAAUCUCCUGUGUUGGGAAUACAUAGAAUAUAUAUAGACAAUCUUCCUUAAUUGAAUGAGUUUAGUCAUAUGGAUAAUUAGAUUAGAAGAGCUUCAUAUAGAUAUAAUGAGAAUGUAAUUUAUAAUGGAUAGUGGAUUGGAAAUAAAAGAAAUGGAGUGGGUAGAUUAGAAUGGAAAGGUAUAUGAUAUAGUUAAUUAGAUGGAACUUAUUAUGAAGGUAACUGGAGGGAUGAUAAAUUAGAUGGAAAUGGAAAAUUUGUGAGUAAUAAUUUUGUGAUAGAAGGUUAAUGGAAGAAAAAUAAAUUGAAUGGUUAUGGAAUUUAUAAGGUUGAUGAUCUCUAUAAGUAUGAAGGUUAUUGGUGUGAAGAUUAUAAACUUGGAAUUGGGAAAGAAUAUUAUGAUGAUGAUAGUUAAUAUAUAGGGAAUUUCGAUCAAAACGUAAAAUCGGGUAUGGGAAUAUAUAUUUGGGAUGAUGGAAGCAAAUAUGAAGGGAUGUUUAAAUAAGAUAGUUUUAAUGGUGUAGGAGAAUUGAAAUGGGCAAAUGGAAGUUGGUAUAAAGGUGAAUUUAUGAAUAAUUAUUUACAUGGACAAGGAUAUUAUCAAUGGAAUGAUGGUAGAAGAUAUGAAGGAAAUUAUGUGUAUGAUUAUAAAAAUGGAUAUGGAAAAUAUUUCUGGGAAGAUAAUUAAAAAUAUGAAGGUUAUUGGAAGAAUGACAAAUGGAAUGGUCAUGGAAUAUUAAAUAAAUCAGGUUGUGUCAUAGAAGGAGAUUGGAUUCAAGGUAAAUUGUAAAUUAUUAAAUGA
Paramecium pentaurelia is the source of this 879-nucleotide messenger RNA. Lineage: Eukaryota; Ciliophora; Oligohymenophorea; Peniculida; Parameciidae. The record is from the annotation of a GenBank genome assembly.